UGAUGUACUGUGUGUCUGUGGUGAGGUCCCAACAGGCCUUCUCUCAGGAUGAAUACAACCUCCGGAUGAUGAAGCUCGGGCCAGGAAGCAAUUACAGCCAUAUUGUCCGACCCUCCAGGCAGGUCCAGACACAGAUACGGUUCAACCUACUCACCAUCAACGACCUGAACACCAGAGGACAAACCAUGACGACGACAGGAUGGCUUACAGUUAAAUGGACAGAUCCACGUCUGCAGUGGACACCGGCAUCACAUGGAAAUGUCACGUACUUGUUUGACACAGAGAAGGUCAUCUGGCGACCGGAAGUAGUCAUUGACAACGCAGUUAAUGCAAUCGGCGUCAUAGAGGACGAUGACCUUCUGAUACGUGUCAAGCACACAGGGGAAGUGACAUGGGAGCCGCCAGGGCUGUUCUCUACGUCCUGCGACAUUGACGUCACGUACUACCCCUUUGACCGCCAGGCCUGCACUAUAGAGCUGACGAGUUGGAGCUAUAACAUCCACGAAGUUAAUCUCACACAAUUGUCAUCUGAAGUCUUCUCGGGCGACUUCAGCGAAAAUGGAGAAUGGGAUCUCAAGUCUACCUCAGUGACCUCCAAGACCCUGGUAGAGGCUGAAGGGACGUUCUCCCAGCUGGACUUUACCCUCCAUCUACAGCGGCGUGUGACCUACUACAUCCUUAGCAUCAUCCUACCCAUCGCCCUCACCUCUAUCCUGAGCGUCAUCACCUUCACCCUGCCCUUCGAGUCGGGGGAGAAGGUGAGCUACGCCCUCACCGUCCUGCUGUCUUACGCCGUGCUGAUGUUGUUGGUGUCAGAAAACAUCCCACCCACCUCAAUCACCGUCUCCGUCCUCGGUAUAUAUUUGGCACUUAUCUUGUUUGUUGGAGCAAGCACGACCGUCAUCACCGUCAUCAACAUACACCUGUUUCACAAACGGUCCAAGCCACCCGUCUCCAAAACAGCAAGAGCUUUUUGUCUCCACCGUCCUCUUGAACAUGGCCGGCUGGAAAACCCCGAGCAGCGCGUACAGAAAGCGAGCUCAUCUUCAAAGGUGAAAAUCGUUCCCUACGAGGACACAGAAAUGAACCAAAAAUCCGAGCAAGCGCCAGGCCGAUAA
Molecule: messenger RNA, 1118 nt
Organism: Haliotis rubra (blacklip abalone)
Lineage: Eukaryota; Metazoa; Mollusca; Gastropoda; Lepetellida; Haliotidae
Product: neuronal acetylcholine receptor subunit alpha-3-like
Biological process (GO): nervous system process; monoatomic ion transmembrane transport; chemical synaptic transmission
Cellular component (GO): synapse; neuron projection; membrane
Molecular function (GO): transmembrane signaling receptor activity; extracellular ligand-gated monoatomic ion channel activity; neurotransmitter receptor activity
Source: RefSeq, a predicted model, not a curated record